Molecule: messenger RNA, 638 nt
Organism: Oppiella nova
Lineage: Eukaryota; Metazoa; Arthropoda; Arachnida; Sarcoptiformes; Oppiidae
Source: the annotation of a GenBank genome assembly
AAUUCAUCAAAAUGACUAUUGAUUUAUAUGUCAUGAAUUUGAGCCCUCCCUGUCGGGCAGUCCUAAUGGCAGUCAAACAAUUGAAUCUUACGGUUAAUAUCAAACAAAUUGAUUUGAGAAAAGGCGAACAUUUAACGCCUGAAUAUCUUAAGAUUAACCCAGUUCAUACUGUGCCCACUCUGGUGGACGAUGGUUUUGCUCUGUGGGAGAGCAGAGCUAUUCUGCAAUACCUGAGCAGCAAAUACGGGGCCAACACUUCCCUAUACCCGACUGAUCUGCAAAAGCGUGCGGUUGUCGACCGAACCCUUAACUUUGAUAUGUCUUUGAAUUCAUCCGUCAGUACUGCAGUCACAAUGAAACUAUUCCGAGGCACUGAACCCACCGAAGCCCAAGUGAAAUCAUUUCAAAGCAAUUUGAAAACAUUGGAUCAAUUGAUCGGUCAUAACAAGUACGCGGCCGGAAGUGCGCUCACAAUCGCCGACCUGUCCCUCGUGGCCACCCUAUCGGUGCUCUUCGCCACUGAAAACAAGGAGUUGAAAGAAGUGCCAAAUGUUGUCAAGUAUUACGAGGGCCUUAAGAAAGAGCUGCCCUAUUAUAAUGAGGUGAACGGAGGUCUGGCCGAGGCUUUCAAGCAAUUU